GUUUCCCUGUGUAUCAUCAUAAAAAAGAAACUCGGUUUACUAAAUUUGCUAAGAUAACAGACCAUUCAUUACUGUAAAAAAAAAUUUUUCUCACAACAUUUAAUGGAAAUGGUGUGUUUAAUGGAAAUUUUUUCAAACGUUUAUAAAAUAACACAAAUCUGUAAUAGAAAUGCAGAACUAUCUUUGGCAACAUGACACGGUUGAGUUCAACUUUUUACGCAAUGUGGCAACUGCCACUGUGAGCGACGACAGCGAAGCUCACUAUGUUUUGGAACAGAGCCUGUGUGCAUGCGUUUUUGUGUGUAUGCAGGAGGGCAGCGAGUACAUGCAGUACCUGAGGCAGAGCCAGCAUGAAAUUCUCAAAGAGGAAGAGAGGAGAUAUCGUUUCCUUGCUGAAAAACAUUGUGGACUUACACAGUCACUACUGUACCUUAUCAACAAGACGGGAGUAUCUCUCCAGCAGAGAGCAGAUGGUUGGAAAGAAAAAGUCAGUGAGAGCAGAAGUUCCAGACCUCGAACGCCCACUCCUUCAGAUCAAGAAGCUCAGUUAAAGAGCACUCUGGGCUCACUGCUGCAGACUGGAGAUCGAGAAAUUCAUCGUGAGCCGCUGGGCAGAGUGCCCUCUAGAGCCCCGUCUCCUCUCCCAAGUCGUUCUCGCUCCAGCUCUGUGGGCGAAUCUUUGGGUCUAGGCGGCGGCCGAUCAAUGAGGGCCAUUGUGUCCCAUCCUGCUUCAUCCAAUCCAGUCCUGCUGCCAUUUUCCCGUGGCGACAUCGUGACUGUGCUCAUACCAGAACCACGCAACGGUUGGUUGUAUGGACGCCAUGACUCAAGCCUUCGUCAAGGCUGGUUUCCUGCUGCCUACGUGGCACCCACCGAAGACUUUCUACCUUUGGGCUCUAGUAGCACAUCGCACCGAAGCCACAGCAUGAACAACCUCCUGGAACCAAUCAGCCAAUCGGAAUAUUCAGACACCCAGGGAUACAGUGAAAUCCCAUCUCCAGUGGUAUCUAUGCGUCGCGCGUCUGCUGAUCUUCGCCCAAUCUCUCCUCUCCCUGAAAAGAAGGCGGAGCCUAGCAACGAAAUUAAGACCAGCCAAAAAACCUACCAUGAGAUUCCGCCCCCAGCCGCACCGCUCCGUCGUGGAUCAGCUGAUUUUCGACCGAUAUCUCCCCUCCCGGACAGGAGGGCGGAGUCUCAUUUUGAGAGCAAAGUAGAGCACAAAAAUUAUAAUGAACUCCCGCCUCCAGCUCCGCCCCUACCACACUCUCCUUUGCCUGAGCGAAAGACUGAAUCAAACUUUGAGAGGCCAACCACUCACGGACAACCACCAGAGCACCCGCUUUUCCCCAGGUAUUACACUCCUGGAGUCUUUGAGAUGUCAUUUACAAUAGAAAACUGGUUAAUUAUUGAAACGAGUUUUGAUGGCAAGUAAUGCAAAUUUUAAAUAAACAAACUGUAUACGUCCGUAAAAUUAUUUCAGUAUAAUACUGAUUUAAAUAAAAUAUUGCAAUGUUAUUGUAAUAAUAUUACAGUAAUGACUGUUUAUUGAUUGUACUGCAAUCAAUCAUUAGAAUUUGGGACUUAAUUGUCUGGCUUUUUUUUCGGUUUUCUAGAGGAUCAAAUCCUUUUGCCACCGUGAAGCUCCGUCCCACCGUCACCAACGACAGAUCAGCCCCACGAAUCCACUGACAGUAACUACUGUGAAAACCAAACGUCACCUGCACUCUGACCGGUUCAGAGUCCAAUAAACGUCAAACUCGAUUUGUCAAUUUUAAUAUUAGAAUGAAAACUUGAUUUAAAUUAGUGUUUAAUUUGAAUGGCUGUGUCCAGCUGUAUAGUGUUACUUCCUCGGUGCAUUAUUUACAUUUUCUUUCAUUCGAAUUUAGUGACCUAAAUCAGGUUGUAUCAUGAGAAAUAGAAUUAGACAUUAUAAAAAAAGCAUCCUAAAAAAAGGCCAAAAGUUACAGAACAGCUUUAUGAUAACAAUCCAUGAGUUUUUACAUUUAAACACCGACAAUUAAAAAAGAGAGAGGGUUAAAGUAGCAUAAAAAACAAAAGUGGUUUGUGUUGUUUUAUGGUGUUAAGUCUGAUUUGUUUCUAUAUACUUGUGUCUGAAUGUUGUGUAUUUGACAGAUAUGUGUGAGCGUUUUUUUAAUAGGUUUAGUGCAAAAUUUUACAAAAGGUUUUUGUGUUUUAAGUAUUUAAGCACAAUUAUUUAUUACAAAACAUUUAUAUUUAUUGUGUGUGAUUGUGAUUGACAAAGUGUUCUGAUUGACAAAGUGAGCAUCAUUUAUUUUUUUUUAGGGCUGUCAAUUUCCUGCCUUAAUUUCCUCACUAAUUGACACAAAAAAUGCUGUUAAUCACAAUAUUUCUUGUGCAUAAAAUUCCCUAAAGCCACUGUUGUGCAUCGAUUUAAUCAUGGGAAUAUUUGCCCUAAUUUUAGAAAAUAAUAGCUUUUGUUUAAUUGUUAUUAUUAUUAUUAUUAUUAUUAUGUUUUUUUUAAUACUAAAAGAAUAAGAUACUAACACUCUGCACUAGAUUAGUAAAUGAAAUAAAUAAAAACUGCAGUAUUUUUCUCAACGCAUGGCUUUAUUUUAUCUCUCUUAAAUAUUUUUUUCUCUCAUUUCAUCUCAUCCUUCUCUUCAUGUAUUCAUCGUGUUCAGUGGCUCUAUCACAAGAGAGGAGCGAAAAAAGGGAAGGGAUGACAGAUGGAGCGGAAUAAGAAGAAGAAGAAAAGAGCAUUUUGAGGCAUAAACAGAGAAAUGUGCCAAAAUAAACAAAAAAGAAGAGAUGGGAGGUUAAAGCAGUACGGGAAUCUCCAGGUUUCUAUGAGAGACAUGGUUAGCUAACUAAAAUAUACAGAGUUUGUAU
Molecule: messenger RNA, 2871 nt
Organism: Puntigrus tetrazona (Sumatra barb)
Lineage: Eukaryota; Metazoa; Chordata; Actinopteri; Cypriniformes; Cyprinidae
Gene: baiap2l2b
Product: BAR/IMD domain containing adaptor protein 2 like 2b
Exons: 7
Coding region: 170-1432 (420 amino acids)
Biological process (GO): positive regulation of actin filament polymerization; actin crosslink formation; plasma membrane organization
Cellular component (GO): nucleoplasm; cytosol
Molecular function (GO): protein binding
Source: RefSeq, a predicted model, not a curated record